GGGCUGGAGCCGACUCUCCGGGGGACCCCGAGGACGCGGACCCGCCAGGCGAGCCUCCCGCCCAGGGCGCGGAGAGCGGCGGCCCGGCCCGGCCCGUCGACCGCGCUCAGCCCGCCAAAGUGCUCACUUUGGACAUCUACUUGAGCAAGACCGAGGUGGCCCGGGCGGACGAGCCGGUCCCCAGCGCUCCGGGGCCCGACGACGGCGACGAUUCGGACGACAUGGAGAAGAGGUCGAGCGGGCGCCGCUCGGGGAGGCGGAGGAAGUCUCAGAAAUCCUCCUCCGACUCCCCGGGAGCGGACGCCGCGGCGCCCGAGAGCCCGGCGAGGGACGACGCGGUGUUCGACGACGAGGUGGCGCCAGACGCGGCCGCCGGGAACGGCCCGGCCGAAAGGAAAGUGAAAUCGGCGCCCGCCGUUCCCGACGGGGGCGCGGCCUCGCUCGCCGGCCCCGAGCCCAGGGCCAGCGCCGCCGGCCCCCGAGGGCAGCUUCGCGGGGACCCGGAGCGCGGCCGGCAGCCGCCGCCCGCCGCGUCCCCCACCAAGCGGAAGGGUCGCAGCCGGGUCCCCGAGGCGGUGCCCGCAGCGCCCAGCCCCUGCCCGCGCGCUUCCGCCAAGGAGUCCCCACCCAAGCGGGCGCCCGCCGCGGCGGACGGCGGCGAGGAGGCGGGCCGCGUCGUCCCGCGCGAGCUCACGGUCAAGAGCAGCUCGCUGCUGCCCGAGAUCAAGCCCGAGCACAAGAGGGGGCCCCUGCCCCACCACUUCGACGGCCGGGGCGAGGGGGGCCGCAGCCGAGAGCCGGGCAGGGGGACGGGGGCGUCUGACGCCGACGGCCUGAAGCCCAGGAACCAUUUCGGCGCGGGCAGGUCGACAGUCACCACCAAAGUGACCCUCCCUGCCAGACCCAAACAUGUGGAACUAAAUCUGAAAACCCCGAAGAAUCCUGAGAGUUUGGGAAAUGAGCACAAUCCGUUCAGCCAGCCAGUUCAUAAGGGAAACACUGCCAACAAAAUCUCCUUGUUUGAAAACAAGCGGGCUAACAGUAGCCCCAGACACCCGGAGGUCCGUAGCACAAGGAACAAUCCUCCCUCUAGUAAAACAUUUGUUGGGAGAGCUAAGCUGAACUUAGCCAAAAAAGCCAAAGAAAUGGAGCAACCUGAGAAGAAAGCCUUGUCAAACAGCCACCAGAAUGGCCUACUGGCCAAGGAACCAUCUGCAGAAGCCAAAGGCUCCGAGGGCCCUAUUCCCAGAGAAGAGAUUCUUCCAGCAGCCCAAGGAGGGGGAGGAGAGCCCACUGCAGAGGACCAGGUCCUCUGCCCGGAGCCUGAUCAAAGUGAUAAGCCAGAUGUGCAAACAGAUGCUGCCUGUCCACAGCCAGUGCCCACUGCUCUGGCUCCUGGGAAGGACCCCAAGAACUCAGGAGAGCUCUCAGAGGCUGCUGACAGCAAAAGCCUCAUCCUUGACAGCAUGAGUGCUACCACACGGGACGUCCCUGUCAUCUGUGAUGCCAGAGAGUCUCCUUCAAAGCCACAGGGGGCAUUUUCUGACUCACAGCCUGCAUCUGAGUCAUCCAGGGAGUCUUCUCAGCCGCCUUCUGCACCCAUUCCUGUGGACGCUCUCCAAGAUGGCUGUGCUCAAGUUCCCAUCCGCUGUGUUCCGUGCACUGAUGUAGAAGUGCCAGAAAGCCACAAUGGAUGUGUUUCGCCUGUGUCUCCUCACACUGAGAAAAUACCAGUCUCCAGACAGGGACAGGGCGAAGCAAGCCCUCCUUCAACCCCAGAGCACAGCCCAGAGACUGUGAGGAACGAGUGCCCGUCCAAGGUUCUUGUCCAGGUCCGGUCCUUUGUGCUUCCUGUGGAGAGCCCUCGGGAUGUGAGCUCUCAAGUCAUCUCAGAAAGCUCUGAGGUUAGAGAGGUGCAGCUGCCAAGCUGCCACAAUAGUGAGUUUGAAGUGGUUUCUGUUGCCACCUGUGCUCCGCAGCAAGAGGCCGUAGCCGGCACAUCACCUGAGCACACUCAAUGCAGAGAGGAGCGUGUGGCACAGUCUCACCCACAGGUCGUACAGCUGGGACCCGAGAAGGUUCUGCCGGUCCAGGCUCAAAGUCAGAGCAGUGGGACAACCCUGACAGCCGAGUUCAGCCCUGUCCCCUCUCCCAGCAGCAAAAGUCAUCCAGAAAGUCCCCAGAGGCCAGGUCAAAAUGUGACCUGCCCCAAUACCCCAACCAGUCUUCUGAACGUUUCUGCUAAUAGCGAGGAUAGUGUCUUUGAUUCUUCUUCUGAUAUGGAAAAAUUCACUGAAAUUAUUAAAAGCAUGGACAGUGCCAUAUGUGUGCCCCAGAAAAAAAAGAAGCCCAGGGUCCCCAACUCCCCAGCCCCUCACUUCGCCAUGCCUCCCAUUCAUGAGGACACUUUAGAAAAGGUGUUUGAUCCCAACGUUUUUACCAUUGGUUUGGGGAAGAAGGAAAGCCAGCCAGAGAUCUCACCUGCCUCGCACUUGUUGCAGAACCACGAUCCUAUGUCCAAACUGAGAGCGAAACGUGCAUCUACCGAACAGAGCAUCCUCUUCAAGUCCUUGCACGCCAGCACGAAUGGGAAAAGUGAACCUCAGGCACCUUCAGAAGUAAAUGACAAAGAGAACCGGGACAUCACCAACGGUGGAGUGAAGAGGUCACGGCUAGAAAAAAGCGCCCUUUUCUCAAGCAUGCUCUCUUCUCUGCCGCAAGACAAGAUCUUUUCCCCGUCUGUGACGUCCGUCAACACUAUGAGCACAUCUUUCAGCACUUCUCAGAACAGCUCCGCAUCUCAGCCCUCAGCGGUACAGCCCAGGAAGGAGGGUGACCCGCCCUGUGGCUCAGACAGAGAACAGCCACAUCUUGCACCCCACAACUCCUUAAAGGUCUUCAAUUUCAACUCCUCCAAUACAUCUCCUCUGGGUUUGAAAAGUCCAGGCCACAUGGAAAAGUAUCCACCGAAAGAGGAAACCAAGGAUGAUCUGAAUUCUCGGAGCAACCUGCACUUGCCAGAAACCAAACUUUCUGACUUACCCAAGCUGAAGACCAAGGAUGACAUGGAAAAGCCUAACCUUGUCGGAAGCGUUCCUAAGUCAAACCUGCCCAACUCUGGGAGCACUGAUACGGAUUUCCUGGGUCUUUUCAAAGCAAGCCGGUACGACCCAGGCCUUUCCUUUUCUGGAAUGUCAUUAUCAGACCCUGCAACUCUCAGAGGAAGUGUGCCCAAUAAACUCAAUCCCCGGCCUGGGAAGGUAGUGAUAUUCAGUGAGCCUGACGUCUCUGAGGAGUGCAUCGAGGUGUUUGGAGACAUUCAGGACUGCAGCUCUUGGCGCCUCUCUCCAGUGAUACUUGUGAAAGUUGUCCGAGGAUGUUGGAUUUUGUAUGAGAAAGCCAAUUUUGAAGGGCACUCCCUCGCUCUAGAAGAAGGUGAACUGGAACUCUCUGGUCUCUGGGGCAUGGAGGAUAUUUCAGAUGAAGAAGCAGAGUCUGACAAACCUGUAAUCAUUGGUUCCAUCAGGCACGUGGUCCAGGAUUAUAGAAUUAGUCAAAUUGACUUGUUUACUGAGCCGGAAGGGCUAGGACUCCAGACGUCCUACUUCGAUGAUACUGAGGAAAUGCAAGGCUUCGGCGUGAUGCAGAAGACGUGUUCCAUCAAAGUGCACUGGGGCACGUGGCUGAUCUACGAAGAACCUGGAUUUCAAGGUGUCCCCUUCAUCCUGGAGCCGGGGGAAUACCCUGACCUGUCCUUCUGGGAUACCGAAGAAGCGUACAUCGGAUCCAUGCGGCCUCUGAAAAUGGGUGGCCGCAAAGUUGAAUUCCCUACAGAUCCCAAGGUGGUUGUUUAUGAAAAGCCUUUCUUUGAAGGAAGGUGUAUGGAGCUAGAAACAGAAAUGUGUAGUUUUAUCACGGACGGAGGUGAAACGGAAGAAACAACUGGAGACGACCACCUGCCCUUUACAUCGGUGGGGUCUAUGAAAGUUCUAAGAGGCGUGUGGGUUGCGUAUGAGGAGUGUGGCUUCACUGGUCACCAGUAUUUGCUGGAAGAGGGGGAGUACAGGGACUGGAAGGACUGGGGAGGCUACAGCGCAGACCUGCAGUCUUUACGACCUAUAUUAAGUGAUUUUUCAAACUCUCACAUGAUAAUGUACAGUGAAAAGAACUUUGGCUCCAAAGGCUCCAGUAUUGACGUCUUGGGAAUUGUUGCUAACUUAAAGGAGACUGGCUAUGGAGUGAAAACACAGUCCAUCAAUGUGCUGAGUGGCGUGUGGGUAGCCUAUGAAAACCCGGAUUUUACGGGGGAGCAAUAUAUCCUCGACAAAGGCUUCUACACCAGCUUUGAGGACUGGGGAGGCAAGAACUGUAAGAUCUCUUCCGUUCAACCCAUAUGCUUGGAUUCUCUCACUGGUCCAAGGAGACAAAAUCAGAUUCACUUGUUUUCAGAACCACAGUUCCGAGGUCAAAGUCAGAGUUUUGAAGAGACCAUAAAUCAAAUUGACGAUUCAUUUCUGACUAAGUCUUGCAGAGUUCUGGGAGGCAGCUGGGUUGCUUAUGAUGGAGAAAAUUUCUCUGGCAAUCAGUAUGUGCUGGAAGAAGGCCACUAUCCUUGUCUCUCUGCAAUGGGAUGCCUGCCUGGAGCAACCCUGAAGUCUCUUCGCUUUAUAGAUGUUGAAUUUUCUGAACCAACAAUUAUUCUUUUUGAAAGAGAAAACUUCAAAGGAAAAAAGAUUGAACUGAAUGCUGAAACAGUCAAUCUCCGAUCCAUGGGAUUCAACACUCAGAUACGCUCUGUCCAGGUCAUUGGUGGCAUAUGGGUUACUUAUGAAUAUGGCAAUUACAGAGGCCGACAGUUCCUGCUGUCUCCUGCAGAAGUACCAAAUUGGUAUGAGUUCAGUGGCUGCCGCCAAAUAGGUUCUCUACGGCCCUUUGUUCAGAAACGAAUUUACUUCAGACUUCGAAACAAAGCAACAGGGCUGUUUAUGUCAACCAAUGGGAACUUGGAGGACCUGAAGCUUCUCAGAGUCCAGGUCAUGGAAGAUGUUGGUGCUGACGAUCAGAUUUGGAUCUAUCAAGAAGGCUGCAUCAAAUGCAGGAUAGCCGAAGACUGCUGCCUGACAAUUGUGGGCAGCCUCGUGACGUCCGGCUCUAAACUGGGACUGGCCCUCUAUCAAAACGCUGACAGUCAGUUCUGGUGCAUGAAGUCGGAUGGCAGGAUCUACAGCAAGUUGAAACCGAACUUGGUCUUGGAUGUGAAAGGGGGUGCGCAGUAUGAUCAAAACCACAUCAUCCUCAACACAGUGAACACAGAGAAGCUAACACAAGUGUGGGAAGCCAUGGUCCUGUGAACCUGAACCAAGAAUGUAGGAGGAGCAUUUCCUGGGGAUUUCCUGAAGAAAAACAAAACUACAGAGCUGAUGGAGCAGCCAAGUAGAAAGUGGACUGAAGGCCAUGACAGGGAGAAUUAUCUUUUCAAAGACAUUUGAGGAUGAAGCCAAUAGUUUAAUGUUCUUGUUUCUUGCCUUGUAUUGUCUCAGCAGCUCCUUAAACAGGCUGCUCUGGCAGCAGCUUUUGGGUGCAGAUAUUUGAAGAUCAAUUAUUUCCAGGGACAGGAGGGGAUACACUGGAGUGUGGACAUACGAUUCCCUUAGAGGGAAGGAUGAAAGGCCAAGCUGGUUCUUCAGAAGACUUUAGCACUGGAGGGUGUUGCCAGACUUCUGAUCCAUAACUUUAACAUUUUCCAGGACCAUUUGUACUGGAUGGCAGAGUAGGAAAGCCCUACAUGCCCAUAUUCCAAGGAGUUUAGCAAGUAUAAACAAAACACUAUUCAAAGGAAUAAAUUUGCAAAAUAAAUGUUGAUGUCUGCUCAUGAGCAGAACUUGGGUUAUUUUAAUUCACCUGUGGACCACCCUUGAGUAGCUACAGAUAGUUUAAUGCCUCCCUUGCAGCUGCUAUUGGGACAGUAUUAUGGCCUAAUUUAUUAACCCAAGCUCUGCCAUCCACAUCUAAUGCUGAAAGCCAUAUUCUAUAAUUCUGGCUAAACUCAGACCUUUCAGCCUAGCUUCUCCAGGGCUACCAGCAGGAGGACUGCUUCAGAUCUGAGGACACCCGGGACCUUCCUUCAGGCAGCAGAGAUGUGCAAAGCUCCUAAGAGGACUAACAGUCUCUCCCAGUGAGGAUGAUUCCAGGGGCUCUGUGCAGUGUUAGUUCUCAGAGGGACCCAGGCCUCAGCGGGCAGUUCAGGAGCAACUGCUGCGAUCUGCGAUCCACUGGCCCAGGCUCUGCUACUCAAACAGCACACUGUCCUGUUGAACAAAACUGUGCUGUUUCCUUGAACUCCUCAUCCUCAUUUUGUCCUCAUCACAACACUGGUGCUCUUGUCAGAGGUUGAACAGAUCCUGCUUCCUUUCACCUGUUCAAGCCUGCUCCUCUCUGGAACCAACGGAGACAAGCAUGCUCAUCAGAAUAGUUUCUCUGCAGUUUAAACAAUAUUUGCACAAACAACGGCAUCUGACAUGUCUGUCUUGUUCUUGUAUGUACUUCUCUGACUGUAGGCCUUUUGUGUAUGUCACUAUAGUACAGUAGGGUAGGAUAGCCUAUAAAAGCCUAUUUGGUUUUAUCUCUUGAAUAAACUUAUUUCUGCUUAA
Messenger RNA from Psammomys obesus (fat sand rat), 6650 nucleotides. It is a transcript of the gene Crybg1, whose product is annotated as crystallin beta-gamma domain containing 1. The record is from RefSeq and is a predicted model, not a curated record. Bases 222 to 5351 code for a protein of 1709 amino acids. Lineage: Eukaryota; Metazoa; Chordata; Mammalia; Rodentia; Muridae. The transcript has 20 exons.